Messenger RNA from Mugil cephalus (flathead mullet), 2540 nucleotides. RefSeq names its product transmembrane protein with EGF-like and two follistatin-like domains 2a (gene tmeff2a). Bases 605 to 1747 code for a protein of 380 amino acids. Gene Ontology annotation, molecular function: protein binding. NCBI's taxonomy places the organism in Eukaryota, Metazoa, Chordata, Actinopteri, Mugiliformes, Mugilidae. The record is from RefSeq and is a predicted model, not a curated record. The transcript is spliced from 10 exons.
AGAGAGAAAGAAAGAGAGAGAAAGAGAGAGAGGGAGAGAAACACCAACUCGCUGCGACUCUGAACGCACCGCACAUACAAAGUAAACGGGAGGACCGCUGCUCGUUUCACCCGUGGAUUUAUUACACAACUGCCUUCCUCUCUAAAUCUUGCCUGUGGGAUACUCUGGCUGCAUCCUCUCAGUUUUACCAAUAUUAUUGCCUCCCUUUGUAUCACCCCCCCUUUUUUUUAUUUCUUUCCCAUCUUUUCUCCCUUCUCCUCAUCCUUGAGCAUCCUCUCCUGCUCGCAAGUCUUCUCGCUUGCCUCGCUAACUUUUUUCACCCGACUCCAUCCCACACAACCUCCUCCAUCGCUCACCAACCUCCCUCCCGGCAGUUUCACCCCCCCUCCGAAUUCCCAUUUUAUUGUAGCGGCACUGCCUUGGAUCGGGCGGAACCCAUUUGGUUAGUCCACACGGGGCACUGCUACAUGGGGCGCACGGUCUCGCUCGGAAAAUGGUCUGCUGUCGGUCUCUAGGCACCCCGCUGAACCUGUCGGGAUUGGAGUUGUCGGUGCGCAUCUGCGUCUCUUUCCCACCUCGCCAGUGCGGCCGGGGCCAGUGAGAGAUGGGUCCGUCCGCGGCGGCGCAGGCACCGCUCGAGGAGCCCCGACGGCUGCGCCAGUGGAGCGGGACAGCGGGAGGCUGGCUCAGGAUCACCCUCGUCUCGUUUCUCGCCACUUUACCUGUGGAGCAGCUGCGCGCCUUCCCUUCCUCCCUCAGCGACUGCCAGACGCCGACCGGCUGGAACUGCUCUGGUUUCGAUGACCGGGACACAGACCUCUUCUUGUGUGACACCAACACAUGCAAGUUUGACGGGGAGUGCCUAAGAAUUGGGAACAUGGUGACAUGCAUUUGCGAUUUCAAGUGCAACAAUGACUAUGCCCCAGUGUGCGGCUCCAACAAUAAGAACUACCAGAACGAGUGUUUCCUGCGCAGGGAUGCCUGCAAGCAGCAGUCUGAAGUGCUUAUUAUGUCAGAAGGCGACUGUCCUGCCGAUGCCGGCUCAGGAUCAGGAGACGAUGGUGGAGAGGGCUCGGCCGAGACCGGGCAGAAGGAGACGUCCACCUGUGACAUCUGCCAGUUCGGGGCAGAGUGCGACGUGGACGCAGAGGAUGUUUGGUGUGUCUGCAACAUCGACUGCUCCCACAUAAGCUUCAACCCGGUGUGCGCCUCGGACGGCCGCUCCUACGACAACCCGUGCCAGGUGAAGGAGGCGUCCUGUCAGAAGCAGGAGCGCAUCGAGGUCAAAUACCUGGGCCACUGCCAAGGCGACAUCACUGGGAACAGAGGCGGAGAUGGACACUUCGCACGGACCGAACUCACAGGGGAAACAGAGGAUCCGAGGAACGGACUGGCCCGCGGCUUGUACAUCCCGUGUCCAGACAACUACAAAAACUACUGCGUCCAUGGAGAGUGUCAGUUCCCAAGCAUCCUGGCUCAGCCUUCCUGCAGUUGUCACUCGGGUUUUAGGGGUCCCCAGUGUGACAUCAAAGAGUACAACGUGCUCUACGUGGUGCCUGGCUCUGGCAAACUGCACUAUGUCCUCAUCGCCUCUAUCAUUGGAGCACUCCAGGUGGUCAUCAUCUGUGUGGUGGUGCUCUGCAUUACGCGGAAGUGCCCGCGGACCAACAGGAUCAACCGGCAGAAGCAGAACAAUGUCCACUUCAGUACGGAAAACACGAUGCGCGCCUCCACUCGACUUAUCUGAGCCCAGACACACUGGACGGAGCCCCCUCCCCCCCCCCCCCCCCGUCCCCUUCCCCGUCGUCCUCGUCCUCGUUACGGAGCGCUGUGGCGUUAGAUGUUCUCCUCCCCCUUAGUAGGCCAACCCUGAGAAAAUAGCAUCUGCUUCCCCUCACUCCUCGCCCUCUCUCCCAGUACGAACUUGAAGAAAGCCCGCGGAGGACGGUGGCACGGCAGAGGCGAGAGCCGGCGCGCCAGUCAGUGGCGGGACUCGGGGUAACGUCGUCGUCGUCGGUCACCACAGCCACCAGCCCCCCCCCCCACACGACUUCCAGCUGCCGACGUGUCUCCUCGCACCUUUUUCUGACAAACUGAACCAUGAGGUCUUGGGAGGAGGGGGGGAGGGGGGGUGAUGGGGGGGAGAGACGUUGAGGACACUGAAUGUGUGCGUGCGUGAAUGUGUAUUAGAUGUGUGCGCUUACAUGGUAGAGGCGGGCUAGCCGGUGUCUGUCGUUUGUAGAUGAGGGGUACGAAAUCGGGGUAGUGCAAAGCAGGGUAACGGGCUUUAAAUGAGGUGUGUGUUCAGUCUGGGAGGGGGGUGGGGCGGGGUUUUGGGGCUACACGUGAUGCCUUGCACCUUGUGUUAUAGGAGACCUUUUGACAGAGGGCACAAUGUUACUAUAGAGCUCUCUGUUCGGUUACGACGAUAACGUCAGCUACUGUAUCUUGGGUUCUAUUUCCAAUAGUUAUUACUACGUUGUCUUGAUGGGGUCAUUUUUCUGUAAAUGUAAAUAAAUAAUUUAUAUCACCAAGUGUAA